This is a messenger RNA of Plodia interpunctella (Indianmeal moth), 5712 nucleotides long. RefSeq names its product Multivesicular body subunit 12 (gene Mvb12). The transcript is spliced from 7 exons. Gene Ontology annotation, biological process: regulation of epidermal growth factor receptor signaling pathway; virus maturation; viral budding. The record is from RefSeq and is a predicted model, not a curated record. NCBI's taxonomy places the organism in Eukaryota, Metazoa, Arthropoda, Insecta, Lepidoptera, Pyralidae. Bases 316 to 1311 code for a protein of 331 amino acids. Gene Ontology annotation, cellular component: cytosol; ESCRT I complex.
CCAUUUUCAUCGACAGGGGUUUGUUGUCAAAUAUUUUAACAAAAAUAAAGAAUCUCAUUGAGGAUACGUAGGUAUUUAUUUAGUAAAAUUUAUAAAUUAAUCUUCAGUAGGACUUGUAACUUUGAGAUUCUAUUUUUAUUUUACGUGAAGUGUAUUCCAAAGAUAGUAUUUUUGUGCGUCGGUUCACGGUCAGAAAUCCCGAACAAGAAAAGGAGGUCUAGGCCUGGGCGAAGAAAAGAAUUUAUUGUUCGUGUGAUGUCAUGACUAUGCGCCCCCACUGUGCACCCGGCAGUCCGUGCAUCAUGACAUAGCGCCAUGUCGACGAUGCUGAGCGCGCUGGACGGCGCGCUGCCCGACGAGCGGCCGCUGCUCUCGCUGCAGAUCGUGGAGAGCGUCACCAAGUGUCCCGCAGGAUACUGGCCCGUGAGCCGUACCUACGAUGAGGACGCUGACGCAGGACUCAUGCGCCAGAAUGGACUGUUCACCAAGAAACCUAGUCAUUACAUCUGCUUAUCUAAGACUGAAGGCGUGCCCGGCUACGUAAUGGACGGCGUAUUGAUAGUGGGCGAGCGCGAGGCGGCGCCCGCGGGCUACAGCGUGGCGGGACGCGCGGGCAAGCGGCGGCUGUGCACGCGGGUGUCGCGCGCGGCGGUCGUGUGCUCCACGCCGCCCGUCACCGACGUCAUCGUGUGCUCCAAGCUGAGGGCCGCGCCGCAAGGCUUCGUGUUGGCCGGCGAAAUAAAUGGAAAAAUGGUGUGUUACAAAGUGAGCGGCGGCAGUGCGGAGGCGUCCCCCACGCACAAGCACAACGAAUACGAGAACAUCGUCACAAACAUCACCCCGGAGGCCAACAGGAGAUUACGGCCAGUCCCGGAGCGCCCGCCGAAACUGUCGCCGAUAGUCGCGGAACUGAACAAUCUCAACUUGAAGUCCUCCGUGUACCCGACCGUAGAUGAAUUCACCACAGAACACGACUACGAAGCGCUCAGCCCUUCAUACAACGUGAAGCCGUCGCGGCCCGCGCCGGUGCCCCCCGCGGGCCCCGCGGCGCCCCCCGCGGGCCCCGGCCGCGCCCCCGCGGGCCCCGUCCGGUCCCCGCAGCGCAAGAAGGGUCCGGCCCCGCUGCCUAUGAAUAAUUAUAAAACGUUGGGAAUGAUGAAUGGAAUGGAGGGAGUGCCAUUUGUGUUGAAUCCGAAGUUGAGAGGGCUGCCUGAUGAUGCUUUGACACAACUGCCAGUAAUCAAACGAAGAUCGCGCUUCGAACUGGACCGAGACUAUUCAUACAACUUCGCCGUGGAGCGGCAGACGUGAGACGCGGAAGACGACGCUAUUGCCUCGGCCGUAAGGUCGAUAUCCGCGUGGAUCGACCGCGGACAUCGGGCGCGCUACCUGUUGAUAUACGAUGACACUUGGUCAUUUGUCACUUAAGUUUUUGACUUGAAAAAGUGAUUAUAUUUUAUUUGAAAGUGAUUCAAAAUGGCUGCUAUAGAUUGACGCUGAUUUCUAUAAAACUAUUUUUUCAAAGUCCCAAACUUUGAUCACCUGUCAAAUUUUCUUAUUAAUCUGUAUUUGUAUACAUAACUUACUUAUGUAGCAUUGUUCCUACAUGACAAAAUUACGUUCAUUGAUAAAUGAGCUUUAUAGCUUCCCCUUUAGACACACUUUACGUUAACACAAGUGUUGUGGUGAGUGCAACGUCAUUUGAAUUAACUAUGUUUGCAGUGUGCGAGCGAGAGACAAAUAGAUGAUCCGCCAUUUUGAAACCAUAGAGUAUACGAUGAAUACAACGCUACCCAGUUUGGGUAGCGUUGUAAAGUGCGAAAGAUACACUUGGGUAUUCUUCGCUACUUUCGAUUUUAACUUUAAAAUACUAAUAACAUUAAACUUUAGCCAUACGCCAUUGCCUGUUACCCACACCGGAUUGACAAUUUUUGAAUAUUUGACCGAAUAGAAAGCAGAAGGAAUAUUACUAGUUUAGGUGUCAUAACAUGGCUACACAAGAUUGGGUUUUAUGAGUGUUGCCAGUGAUAGUGAUCUUAGAUUUACAUGUAAAUAUUCCCGCCAUAAUAUGGUCACAAUCAAAACGAAUUGACAUAAGAUUAAUAAUUAUUAUUAUCUGUGAAUGAAAUGUCAAUAAAUAUAAACAAUUAAAUGACUAAUUAUUUGAUGUAGGUUUUGGAAUUUGCCUGCCAAAUUUUUUAGUUUGACAGAAAAACUGAUAGUUUAAUUUUUCAUUUAUAGACCUGUUCAUUGGUUGUGUAUGAAUUGAGACUAAAGUUUACCAAUUGGGCCCUGACAUUGUGCCAAAUGGGACGUUUUUUACGACUUUUUCUGCGUUUGUACGCGUUAUUUAUUGAAAUAUAUGAAAUGCUUCUGUUUUUUUUUAUAAUGUAUUCUUAUUUGGAACUAAUGCAUGUCUAUGAAAUUAUGAAUUAUUAUGUAAAUUGAUUACUAAUUAUUGAUAGUUGUUAAUUGUGGACAUAUCCAUUUGUUUAGUGAGUGUUAGGCCCAGUGUUGACAGGAACAAGGAAUUUUUCAUUUGUACAAAAAAUCUAUUAUUGUAUUUAGCACAAACAUACUCUUAUUUGAAUGCACAAUUUUUUCGUUUUUUCUAGUUUUUAUUUUCUUAAACGAAAGACCAUUUACCAGGACGACCUCGGUGGCGCAGUGGUAAAGUGCUUGCCUCUGAACAGAGAGGUCCCGGGUUCGAUCCCCGAUCGGGUCAUGUUGGAAAAUGAUCUUUUUCUGAUUGGCCCGGGUCUUGGAUGUUUAUUUAUAUAUGUAUUUGUUAUAAAAUAUAGUAUCGUUGAGCUAGUUUCUCAUAACACAAGUCUUGAACUUACUUUGGGGCUAACUCAAUCUGUGUGAUUUGUCCGUAUAUAUUUGACAGUUCACUAGCUGCGCCCCGGGGCUCCGCUUCCGCGACAGAGAUACUUUGUUUUAUAACAUGUAAAGGUAAGGAUAUAUCAGCCAUUGUUCUCCGUCCUUCAAUUUGAUCUGUCAACACUGCGCGUGUAGGAGAUGUUGAGGCCUUCGCGCCGCGGCGCCAGACUGAUGUUCGAAUUAUUAUCACGUUAUUGUCCAUUCUUCUUCUCGAUUCAGCGAAUCAUAUUAUUGAAGACCAAUAAGACGCCACCAACUCAGCAUCGUACAGAUUCUUCAGCAUGCAAGUGGUAGGACACAUGUUAUAUCGUUGUCCAUUUGUGCGUAUUCAUUAAUUUGCAGUCGUUAAAACGGGUAUCUUGAUCGUUACGCUAUUUUUUUUUUAAUAUACAACAGAUUAUUACAUCAAAACUGAUCAACAAUCCCACAUUACCGUUGUCAAGUUUCAAUAGGAUACUUGUAGACGAAACGAUCGAGAUUCGAUUGCAAUCCAGCUAAAGUUAGCCCGUUUGCAGUUCCACGUUUCAUGUUGAUUAUUAGUGAUAAACGAUUUCUCGUUGAUAAUAUCUCUUUGUAGGACCACGUGGGUGUUGUGAAAUAGACUGUUAACAAUCUGCUAGUUUUGUUAAAUGCGUAGUUCAGGGGGGCUACCGUGAAACAAAACACGUGGCACGUCAUUGCGUUCACACUUUUACAUAAUAUGGGAAAAAGAGACAACAUGUGGAUGUUAGUAACGUGCUAUGUUUCGUGGUAGGUCUUCAGUUUUUAUCAAUCGAUAAGAAACUUUUAAUACUCCAACCGCACACUACAAAAUGUAAUAUUGUAAAUUAUUUUAAUUCUUAUACGUUAUUUUAUAGAUAAUGUUAGUACUUCUUGUUUUUAUACUAGCUUAAUACGUUUAUCUUGCAAUAGAUUAAAUAGAGUAUUUAAUUUAUUUGCAAAAGCUGCCAAACGCUUAACAAAUCUAUUUUCGUGUUUGUGUAUUGUUAUUGAAAGAACGAGACAAAACAUAUUUCGACUAAUGACGCCAUGGUUAAAUUCUUUGUCCAAUAAUAUUAUUGCUGUCUCUUUCAUGUAAAGUAACAUUAAGAAAGAGAUACCAAUAAUAUUGGUAAUGUAUCUGAUUAGAUGGCGCCCUGAUAUAAGCGUUUAACUUUCAUGCAUAAAACAAAUUGAUAUAAAUUAUAUAAAUUAGAUUGUGUUCUAUAUUGUGCCAACUUGCGUAUAGCGUUGGUUACCAGGCCUCGCGCCAGCCAAGUCCACUAGUCAGUUAAAUCAGAUUACGAUUAACGAUUCUUAUCGACUUUACAUCGAUUACAAUAGCUCAAACCGAGUAUACUAUUGUAGUGUUGAUACGUAAUGAAAUAUUUAGUUCUGUUUCGGGUGACUGUUCUUUCUUUUCGAGUGAGUUGUUACUAACACUGAUCUGAGUUAGCAUUUCAGAAGUGAGACGCAACGAACCAAUGAGAUUGCAGUGUGGUUGUCGUUGCGUCACAAUGGUGCAAUGUGAUUGGUUCGAUGUGUCUCAUUUCGAAUCGAUUCGAUGGUAAGAAGUGAAAUGCUAACCCGCAUCCACAGAUGAUCAGUGUGGUUAUAUUCAAGGUCUGUUAUGUUGUGAAGUAUCUAUGUCUACUGAAGUAUUCUGCGGUAAACACUAGUUUGUUUUACAACAAAAAUCUUUUCGUCUAAAAUUGUAGCGAACCGUUUAGAAAAACACUUUCCGUGUUUGUCAAGAUCUAGACAGACUAUGUAAGAUAGUAGCAACUUUUUAAAAUUUAUUACGUUUAUGAUUUUAAAUGUAUCUUUUUUAAAUAGAUUGCCAUCGACAAUGCAGGAUGCUUUGGUUUGACCAUAGAUUUAUAAAUGUAGACGGAGAAAACUAUUAACAACGUCAUAUCUUUCGUAUUCAAGAGGAAUGAGUAUUAGAAUACUGAAUAUACACGAAAAGGGAUGGAGCGCUAGAUAACUGUCUCUCAUAAUGUUCCCGAGAUCGUAUACAAGUUUCCUGUCUCAUUCGUUGUGUUUAGUUUUCACUGUCGUCUUUGUUUAUAAUAUAUGCACUGAGUAGGAAAUCUAUGGGUUUGAUGUUAUAUUUAAGGUAGCGGUAAUCUCCUAUCAUGAUAUUAUACUUUCGUCAAUUUCUGUACAUAUCUAGUUUAAUUUUAACAUUGAUCAGAUUCCAGGGAUGCGGGGUUUGCUUACAAAUAUUUAGUUGUGAUUAUUGACGAUGUCACGUUUUAGUUCAAAUUAUGUACGUUAAUACCUGACAUACGAGGCCGUCCAAAUCAAAAGGGACCUUAUGGCGCCCGGCACUGACGCCAUAUUGCCGUUGUUUUGUAUUGUAACAAAUAAACUAAGUGCCAGCCGCCAUAAGGUCCUUCAAAUUCAAAUUCAAAUUCAAUCCUUUUUGAUUUGGACAGCCACAUAUAAGCAUCUUAGUGCGUAGAUAUCAUAAAUUAUUUUAUUAGUGAAAAAUAGUAGAUUUAGAAUGGGAAUUGGAGAAGAAAGUGUAGGAAAGCGGAGACUAGGCAACGCUUAAAGGCUGCGGAAGAAACGAGUCAAAUGAGAGAAUAUAUAGAUUUUAAAUUCUGUGACAAAACCUACACUUCUGUCGUAGUAAUAGACUUGUUGAGAGAGAACUGUUAAAUUCAUCCCAGAUUGUAUAAAAUAUGUAAAAUUUCGUCUUAAAAUAUCUAAUUAACAUUGUAAAUACAUUUGUAUAAUGCAAUUAGAUGGUUAGAAUGCUUUUUUUACGUAUUAGAGAUGUAUUUCACUGAAGUUUUGUUUAGAGUCAUUAUUAAAAUAAAUAUUAAAUUAUUGACUGAUUCA